Parathielavia appendiculata is the source of this 579-nucleotide messenger RNA. RefSeq lists its product as uncharacterized. Bases 1 to 579 code for a protein of 192 amino acids. Gene Ontology annotation, molecular function: hydrolase activity. Lineage: Eukaryota; Fungi; Ascomycota; Sordariomycetes; Sordariales; Chaetomiaceae. Gene Ontology annotation, biological process: secondary metabolic process. The record is from RefSeq and is a predicted model, not a curated record. Gene Ontology annotation, cellular component: cytoplasm; nucleus. The transcript has a single exon.
AUGACGAAGAUUCUCUCUUCCACUUUCCGAUUUGUUCUGCCCGAUGCGCCUUUCCUCGUCGACCGCCCCGGUCCUGGUGCCUCUUCGGUAUCUGUUGGCCCAUUCCGGCGUUGGCACUCGGAUAGAACCAUUGCUACUGCCUUCGGAGUGCCAGAGGCGAAGAUCAUGGAAGAGACUCUGGUAGUACGAGACAUAUUGAGACUGACACUGGAAAGGGAGAAGGAUGUGGUGGGUGUUCUGGCGUUCAGCCAAGGCGCAUGCUUGGGGACGGCUCUCUGUUUGGACCAGGAACUGAACAACGGGCUGAAGUUUGCUGUGUUCAUCUGCCCUCUGUUCCCAGCGGUCAGUUUGGGGCCCCAGAAGGAUGUGGAGGGAGCAGUCCAGGUGCCGUGUGUGCAUGUAAGAGGCCUUUCAGAUCCUUGGAAGGGUCAAGGCGUCAAGCUGUACGAAAAAUACUUCGUGGGAUCGAGGGCGAGCACACUUGUUGAGUUUGCAGGGGCACAUGAAGUUCCAAGUCAGCCGUCGGACAUAGAGAAGGUGGUGGAUGAAAUAUUGCGAAUAUGGGAGGCGAUUGGGUGA